ACACAAAUUGAAUUGAAAAUGUCGCCAACAUCGACUUUUCAAAGUUGUUUUUGUCAAUACAGACUUUUCGAAAUAUUCACUUAUUCAAACAUAUUUUUGUAUACCUGAUCUGUAUAAAUUAACUAGCUUAUAAGCCAACAGUUUAUACCUUAUUAAUUUUUUUUUAAUUUUAAAAACUUCGCUGUCUAAACUAAAGGGCUCAUUAAUCGGAAGAUUCAUCAUAUCUGAGCUGAAACCUGAGAGUCGGAAGUUUUACCCCAAUUAUGAUAGCUAUGGAACAAGCAAACAUUUUUGAGAGUUGAACAUUUUCCUCACUCAAAUGCGAUUGUGAAAUAUUUCUAUAUUUCUAAAUUAGUUUCAUCUAAUUGAGUAGCUCAAAAACCGGAAGUCUUUCGGUCCUAGAGUAUAAGCAAAGUUUCACUGAAAUGCUAAUAGAAAUAACACAAGCAGAAACAUUUGAAAAAUGAGCAGUUCGCUCUCAUAUUAGGAUAGCAGAAAUUUUUGAGUGGACGUAUGCACAGUUAAAAUUUUCAAUAACUGAAAAACAAUUUUCAAAAAUUUCCACAGUCUGAACUCAGCAGGUAGAACAUGAUACGUUUUACCACAUUUUAAUUAAUGGAAACAAUACCGUCUGCUGGCCAACAGCAUCACUCAAAUUGUGCUAAAAAUGCAAAGGCAAUUUUUAAUUAUUUCUGUUCUAGAAACUGAGCGGCGCAUAAAUCAGAAGUUCUUCAAUGUUUGAAUAUGCAUUAUGCUUUCCGUCUUACAGAAUUUAUACUCAAAUUGAUGAAAAACGAGCCAAAGAGUGAAACGAUAUCAGCUGCUUACCAGCAGGUUCACUCAAAUUGUGUUGAAAAUGAGGUGGGCUCGUAAAAGUUUAAAUGAUCACUCAGUGAAGGGCAAUUUUGAAAGUUUCUCCCUGCUUCAACUGAAUGGUUUAUAAACCGCCUGCUUCCUCGUUGCUGAGCAGGAAAUAUGCUGUUUGCUUGUAAGUAGUGUAACUCAAAUUGAGGCACAAAUGAGGAAUGCAAAAGCUUUUGAAACUUGAAAUUUUCACUCUCAAUCUGGUCGUGGAAACUGACUGGCGCAUAGACAGGAAGUUUUAUCAACUUGUACCGGGACUUUUUUGUCUGAUUUCGCAAUUUGAAACAUUUUUCGCUGUAUAAACUAAAGGGCUGGAAAAUUCCUUAUAUUUGAGCAGAAACUUGAGAACCGGAGGUUUUACUCCGAUUAUAAUAACAAAUGAAGCGUUCAAAGUUGAUCAUUUUCCUCUCUCAAAUGCAAUUGUGAAAUAUUUCUAAAUUAACUAGCUCAAAAAUCGGAAGUGUUUCGGGCUUGUCGCACAAACUAUGGUCUCUACUUUUCCUAAGAUUUAAAGAAAUUCUGGAGAAAAUAAGUCAAGCAGAAGUAUUUGAAAAUUCAGCUAUUCCCCCUCUCAGCGGCAAUUUUCACAAAUGUUUCUUGUUUCCAGCAAAAAGAGAAUUUAAAAAAUGUUUGAAAAAGUUUUUAGAUCAUCGAUCCGAACAAAUGAUUGGCCACCCCACAAAUAAAUUACCCAAAGUUUAAGUCAAAUUCUUGUCAAAUAAAGCUAGUAGGGAUUUUUGAGAGGGUGCAUGCAAAGUUUAAAUUUUCACUAACUGAAAAAUAAUUUUCAAAAAUUCCCGCUGUCUCAUCUCAGUGGCUAAAACAUGCUAUUUUUUCAGUAUAUUAAUGGAAACGAUACUCUGUGCUUGCUAACAGUUCUACUUAAACUGUGGUAAAAAUGAGUUGAGGGGAAACUUUUGAAAGCUGACCUUUUCGCACAUUUAACUGCAAUUUUCAAAUCCUCCCGUUGGAUCAACUGAGGGACGCAUAAACCGGAUGUUUUACAAUUUUUGACUAUGCGUAAACGUCUGGUUUUACGAAACUUGUAGUCAAAUUGAAGAAAAAACCACCCAAGCAGAGUUUUAAGAAAAGAAGCUUGCAAGGGUUGAAUUUGACCCCAAUCAUACGCACUUUUUAAAAAUUCCGUACUACUAAACAGAGCGGAACAAAAACCAGAAGAUUUACCAUCUUUGAGCAGGGCUAUACUUUAUACGUGUUAGCAGCUUCAUUUGCAUUGAAGGAAAAAUAAAGGUUAGCGAAGGCUUCUGCCUGUGAGCUUUCAAAGUUGAAAGACAUGCUCAAGCACAGGCAAUUUAAAAAAGUUGUAGCUUCUAAAACUAAGUGGCUUAUGAACAAGAAGUUGAGCCGUUUGCGAGUAGAAAGUACCUUCUGUACACGUCGCAAGUUUCGGUCAAAUUGAGGUAAAAAUGAGGUCUACACAGUUUUCAGUUUUUUAUCGCAUGCUUGCCAAGUUGAAAUUUCCACUCACACGAAGGCAAUUUUCAAAAAUUUCCAGUCUGAACUGAGUCCGCCGCAAACGGGUAAGAUUAACCAUCUUUUAAUGGCAACGAUAUCAUCUGCUUACCAGCCGCUUCACUCAAAUUGUGUUAAAAAUGAGGUGAGCAGAAGCCAUGACGAUUGCUUGCCUUUCAGAUGGUCCUGUUUCAUAAACUGAGUAGCGCACGAACUGGAAGUUUGUUGUGCUUCAAAUAAGUCUUACUCAUAAUGAAGGAAAAUCGGCGCAAGCAGACAUUUUUGACGAGAAGCUUGUAAGAUUAAGUUUUGACUCGCUAUAAAGUGAAAAAUUUAUUUUUUCGAUGUACAUUAUCAGCUAAAUUAACUCAUAUUUCUAGCAGUUUCCUAUGGCGAUAAUGGUUCAUCAAUCGGGACUAAAAAAAUAUUUUAUGAUCCUAUAAAAAUGCACGAUAUGCACAAAAUGACCCAGAGAAACGAAGCAUCUAUUUUUAUUGACCAAAAAAUAUGUGCUCAUUAUUUUCGAGAAAUCUACAUUUAGACAUCUAAGGAAAUAAAUGUGUCGACCAGAAUAUUAGCAAAUUAUUUCUAGAAGAAAAAUUAACUGAUGUAUCAAUGUACUAUCUAUCAUCGGAUUCAAAAAUAGUUCACAAAAGUCAAACCGGGUUUGAAAAUCUAAAUAUUUUUCGGUAGAGUGCAACACUGCAUUGGAAGACCGACCCUGUGCAAUGAAAUGACCUGCUCGCUCUCCUGAUUUUACCCCUGUCGAUUUUUCUCUUAGUUUUGGAGCUCCCUAAAGACGAAGAUGUACCUUGGGCGGAAUUAAAAAAAAACUUGAAAACUACUGCUCUUAUGUAUGCUAUUGCGUACACCCGAAACUAGGCAUCACUUCAAUUGAUAAGCAACAAUAAAAUUCCAGACACGUUCAACAAGUAGUCUCAUUAAAAGAAGCCAAUUGACGCUGGCUGGCCUCGAAGACGACCAAAACCGCAUUCCUGAAAUUAACUAUUAAAUCUAAUUAAAGCAAUUAAAAAUAAUGUAAUGCUUUGUAAUUUUGCUAAUGGAAAAUUGAUUAAAUAGAUAAUAACAUUAACAAUAUUGCUUUCGUUGCACUUUCGGUUACUGUGAAGGAAUGUUUAGAUAUCAAGUGGGAGAAAUGCCUUUCGUUCAAAUUCGCAUCGGAAGAAAAGAGUUCAGAAAAAGCGUUCGAGUGUAGCCGGUUCCGGAUAUUUUCAUUAAUUUACAACCGCCGCUUUCGUACGACCGCCCACUAAUUGCCUAUCGAACGCUAAGUUUGCCAUAAAAAAUGUCAGGAUUCCGUUUCUAAUUGAACUACUGAGCUUUCUCACCCGCAACGGUAUAAAAUCCUCAACCCAAAUCCCGGAAAACCCUGUCCGAUAACGAAAAAGGCCUCAAUUUUUCGCAUGAUCUUCCAAUGGUACCGUAAAACCGUUGCGGUCAAAACUCCUUUCGCAUCGGGCACCUCGUUUGAAGAAAGUAGAUUUACAAUAAAAUCUGCAUUAGCUAUCUCAUAACCGGUGAAAUUGCAAGCGCUAAAGGUAGUAUGGUAUAGUAAUAAGUUGCAUAAUGAGCUCCCAUGUGAAUCUAUAGGCCAAUUAAAAAUUAAAAACAUCCCUAAACAUGUGCGGAAACCGUAACAUUCGGGUGAUACUUUUGGUGGCUUGUGUGGUUUUGGUGCGGUGCCAGAAAAGGCCUAACAAUGUGUGUCCGAACUUCAGAGACUAUUUUAAUAUGGCGAACAACAGCAAUUGCUGGUAUGAUUUUGCAGCAGAGAUGACUGUGUGUGGAUGAAAUCGCCAAGUACGAUGUUCCAGCUAUGCUUCAGCUGGUCCAAUACCACUCAGGUGCUAAAGGAAAGACAGUUUAUAUUGGCCAUUCUUUAGCGUCUUCAGUAGCCAUGAUGUUUGCCUCAGAACGACCGGCUUUUGCCGAAAGCUUAGUGUCGCUCUUCAUUUUUGUAGGUCCCGCCUAUAAAAUGACCCACAUGCGUAGUCCUUACCGUAUGUUCUUUCCACUCUUCUACCCGGCCUUGGAAAUCACUGGGGCUUUGAACGUGGUCCAGAUAGUAUCCAGGGGACACUCUAGGAGAUUAACACGACCCACAUGCAUGGCGUCGCCAGUGAUUAUGAUGGGCUGUGUUGCAAUGGUCAAUAUGUUUAUUGGACCUCUUACUGAAAUUGCUCCUGAAACACUUCCAGUUUAUUUUAACCAGCUGCCCGGCGGGACUUCUUUGAAAACGUUGACUUUCCUGCGAGAGUCCACCAAAGGCAAUUUCCGGAAAUACGACUAUGGGCCUGGAAAAAAUCGGUUUCUCUACGGCAGCAAAACCCCACCGGACUAUGACAUCAGUAAAAUCACUGUGCCAAUUUUCCUCAUUUAUGCCAGAAGCGACUGGGCUACUACCAAACAGGACGCCCUGGAGCUUUACAAGCAACUGCCUCAAGCAAUCAGGGCGGGCAUUUAUGGGGUGGAAAAGCUGAACUUCAAUCAUAAUGACUUCUUUUUCGGGAGAAAUGCCGAUGAGCUGGUCAACAAGCCCUUAAUGGAGAUUAUAGACAAGUUCCUAGCGAAACGGCGAGCUGGAAACAGAACCACACCAAAUCCCCAAGAGGAACAGUGAAUAAUAAACUGUAGGCGAUUGUGUUUGUGGAACAUAUUGCUCAAUUUAAGUACGUUGAAGUUGGUUGCUGACAAGUCACGAGUGAUGUUGAUAUUAGCAUCUUUUUGGCUUUAUUUGUCCACUGUAACAAAUUGUGAAGGAAAAUAACMGCCAUUGYGCUGAUAACUGGACUGCCAUGCAAAUAAGGAUCGAUAGGYAACUUAGUUCUAGAAGGUUUUGUAUGUCAUAUUAUUSUGGAUGUUUUUAUCUAGCAAUAGUUUUUGUGAUAUAUCGCCAAUUAUUUUGUUAWUUCUAAUAAAUGCUUUMGCAAAGUA
Messenger RNA from Dendroctonus ponderosae (mountain pine beetle), 5292 nucleotides. RefSeq names its product lipase 3. The record is from RefSeq and is a predicted model, not a curated record. Gene Ontology annotation, molecular function: hydrolase activity, acting on ester bonds. Lineage: Eukaryota; Metazoa; Arthropoda; Insecta; Coleoptera; Curculionidae. Gene Ontology annotation, biological process: lipid metabolic process.